Molecule: messenger RNA, 462 nt
Organism: Rotaria sordida
Lineage: Eukaryota; Metazoa; Rotifera; Eurotatoria; Philodinida; Philodinidae
Source: the annotation of a GenBank genome assembly
AUGGCAUAUGUAGAUUUGACAGAACGAUGUCUACUUGUAUUUAUUAUAUUCUUCGUUUACAUAUAUCAAAAUGCUCAAAGUGAAUCAACAGGUAACAACAAUGCUGAUCGUAGUAAGAAACAUUUAGAAGAACUCGAAGAAACAAAUGAACAAUUACGUGAAAAAGAAUUAGAAAAAACGUUUUCAUCAUUAAAAGCAAAUCAAUUCUUAACGCACGAUAAAUGUAUGCAACGUAUGAAAUGUCCAGCUAAUCGUAAAGAAGAAUGUAGUGAAGAAUGUAAAGCAGGUAAUACAGAAGAAGAAAUUGAAGAACAUACGGAAUUAACCAAAGAUGAACAUCGAAGUGCAUUUAGUAAAACACCAAAACAAAAAUAUAGCCCAAAUAUAAAUCCUAAAAAACGUUCAAGUAAAAGCAAACAUUCAUCAUCUCAUAGUCAAUCAACAAUCAAAGCUGAUUUAUAA